Molecule: messenger RNA, 2687 nt
Organism: Ictalurus furcatus (blue catfish)
Lineage: Eukaryota; Metazoa; Chordata; Actinopteri; Siluriformes; Ictaluridae
Product: IgGFc-binding protein-like
Exons: 7
Coding region: 70-2520 (816 amino acids)
Source: RefSeq, a predicted model, not a curated record
ACAGACUUUGGAUUGUCAGUACAGUAUGAUUGGGAUCAAUAUUUGUUGGUGAAUAUACCAGUUAGCUUUAUGGGAAGAAUGUGUGGCAUGUGUGGGAACUUCAAUGGAAUGAAGGGCGAUGACCUCACCACUCCUACUGGCAGUGUAGCAAGCAGUAUUCCACAAUUGGGAAAGAGCUGGAGAGUACUAGGUGUUGUGGGUUGUACAGAUGAUUGUGUGGGCCAAUGUGAGAGCUGUCAGGGAGAAUCUUGGUUUGAACGUCUAGAAGCCAAGGCCUUCUGUCACUUGGCCACCCUUCUAACUGAUGGUCCAUUACGCGAUUGCAACUCUCUCAUUGACCCCAAGGUUUUCUAUGAAAAUUGUCUUCUGGACUACUGCAUGGGAAAAGGAUUUAAGAAUUUCCUAUGUAAAACUGCAGAAAUUUAUACAGAUGCUUGUCAGCGAGCUGGCAUUCAUGUGCAUGACUGGAGACACAUCAUUGGCUGUCCUACCCCUAAAUGCCCGGCAAACAGUCACUUUGAGUCCUGUGCCUGUCCUGCUACCUGUGAGAAUCCCACUCCUUCUGCUGAAUGUAAAGCAAACUGUGUAGAGGCUUGCACUUGUGAUGAUGGAUACUUGUGGAGUGGAAACAAGUGUGUCCCUAAGAGUCAGUGUGGCUGUGUGUAUAAAAGUGGAGGUGAGGAACGUUACUUACAGGCUGGACAAUCCAUCUGGGCUGAUAACAGUUGCAGCAAAAACUGUACCUGCAACCCGACAAAUGGUGAAAUUAUGUGUGAAAAUGCGAAUUGCCCAGUUGGAACAGCAUGCAAUAUUAGUAAUGGGAUCAGAGCCUGCCAACCACUCUCUCAUGCCAUCUGUAAUAUCUAUGGAGAUCCUCAUUACAACACAUUUGACAACAGCACCUACGACUUCCAGGGCACUUGUACUUACACUGCUGCUCAGGGCUGCCACCUGGAGGGAACACAACUCACUCCGUUUGCAGUUAUAGUAGAGAAUGAGAAAUGGAAUGAAAUUCAAUCAAGUCCAAAUGUCUCUAUGGCCAAGGUGGUCGCAGUGGAGGUGUAUGGCAUGAUAUUAGUGCUGAGAAGAAAUCAGCUCCAUCAGAUAAUGGUUAAUGGUGUCUUAACUAAUAUCCCUGUAAAUCUCAAUGAAGGAGAAGUGAUAGUCCAGCAGGAGGGCUACAACAAUGUAAUCAGUACAAACUUUGGUCUAAGAGUAGCCUAUGAUAUGAUUUACCACGUUACUGUCACAGUCCCCAGCACCUACCUUGGAAAGACCUGUGGCAUGUGUGGAAACUAUAAUGGUAAUAAGAAUGAUGACUUCCUGCUGCCAGAUGGGAAAGAAACCAAAGAACUGAAAACAUUUGGAGCGGCUUGGAAAGUGGCUGUGCCUGGUGUUGUGUGUGAUGAUGGCUGCAGUGGUGAUUUCUGUCCAAAGUGCUCUGAAGAUAAGAAACUUAUAUUUGAAAAGGACUGUAGUAUUAUUACCAACCCUGAUGGUCCAUUUUCUGCCUGUCACAGUGUAAUUAACCCUGAUUCCUACUUCCAAGAUUGUGUUUAUGAUGUGUGCACAACUGAAGGAGAUCAACAUAUGCUGUGUCAUAGUAUCGCUGCGUACAUGACUGCCUGUCAUGACUUUGAAGUUCAUGUUAACAACUGGAGAACACCAACAUUUUGCCCUCUGAAAUGCCCUGAAAACAGUGCCUAUGAAAUCUGUGCAACGGCAUGCGACACACCUUGUCCUGGCCUCACUGACGUCAUCAAAUGUAAUAUUCAGACCUGUGUCGAAGGCUGUAGGUGUAAACCUGGAUUCUUCAAUAAUGGGACGGGUUGUGUUAAAGAGGAUCAGUGUAGCUGUUAUGAGAAUGGAAAAACCUUCAAGAUUGGAGAGGUUGUUGUCACAGACGAUUGUCAGGAAAAACUGAUCUGUCAAAAAUCUGGUAUAGUGAAACAAGAAAGCAUGAAAUGUAACUCUGAUGAAGUAUGCCAGGCAGAGAGUGGUGUUCGUGGAUGCUACCCAAAACAGUGCAUGUUGGAGGCUGCAGGCUCCUUCACUCUUUUCAAUGGAACAACUUGGAACAUCCCAUCUAUGGGAGCUUUUGAAUUAGUGAAAGUAUGUGACGAUACUGUUAUAGGUAUUUGGUUCCGUGUGGUGGCAGUGUUGCAAGAGAAAACUGGGGUCCUCUCUACUUCAGCUGUUCACAUCUUCUUUGAAAAUGCUAUUGUCACAGUUACCAACCAAAAUGAUAUUUGGUUCAAUGGUAGAAAGAUGACUCUGCCUACUAUGGAAGACAAUAAUGUAAUUGUUAAGGUGAUUGAUCAGACAGUGAUCGUUGAGAAGACAUCUGCCCUUAGACUGUCCUACAGUCUAUCACAGGAGGUCAUAAUCACAGUGAACAAAGGAAUUGCUGAUCAAGUUUGUGGUGCGUGUGGAAAAUUAACCGGCUCUAUUUCUGGUGAAAGCAUAAUGUUCUACAUGGAUCAGUACAGAGCUCCUGAUUUUCCCACUUGCACCUUGUGAUGGGUAAAGAACUACUUUUUAAUUCUGGAGGCUGAGCAUCAACCAAGCAAAACUGUUGGAUAAUAUAUUACAUGAUUUCUUAUAUGAUUUUCUGAGAUUAAAAUUAAAUAUAAUAUUCUCUGAAAUUAUAAAUUAAAUAAUAAAUAAAUAAAGCAUUUGCAAUAUGA